AUGAGGAGGAACGCCCCACGUCUGACGGCCCAGGUCAAGGGGGUUCAUAGAGGCUCUGUGUCUCUGUGCCCUUAUCCCGGGGUCUCUGUCUCCUAUGUCAAAAUCUCUUCUGAAUCUCGCUUCUCAUCUCUCUUCAUCUCCAGACCUGCCCUGUGGAGGCAGCCACAGGGCCCCAUCCCCCCUGCUGUCCAGACUAAGGGUGCAGGUGACUCAAGAAGGAAUGGGGCACCCAACCCCCUCCUCCUUUGGAAAUACAGGAGUCCAGGCUCCCAGCCCCUUUCUCCCCAGAACCCAGGCAUCCAGACCAGGUCUCAGUCCAGUUGCCCAAUGUGGGUAUGUGGGGCCAGAAACUCCAUUCACGACCAUUCUGUGACCGUCUACGCCCAGGGCUCCCACCCCGACUCAGUCCCUCCGGAGGCGGGUCCGACACGCGAGGCGCUUCUUUGGAGUCUGGCGGCGAAAGCUAUCCAUGACGCCAGUCACUAUCUUCCAGCCAAUGGACACUCGGCCUUCUACCUCCCUGGGCCACUCAGGACUCUUUGCCUGGUAGGCGGGGCCCACAGCCCAACUCGGACAGCGAUAGGCUUUCGGAGACGCCAGUCUCUGCCAGGCCCCGUCAGUCGGCCAAUAGACCCGGAACCUGAGGGAUCGGAAUCCUGGUCCACUCCGCAGAGGCCCGAGUGGGCUCGCGAGGGAACCGGUUCUCCGAGUCUGGCCGGAUACAGCAAGAAAGCAGCAUCUGCAAGAAAGCCCUCACCAGGACCAAAUCAGCUGACACCUCAACCUUGGACUACCCAGCUUCCCGAACUGUGAGGUAUAGAUUUUUAUUGUUGAAGUCACCAAGGCUACGGUGUUUUUAAUAGCAGCCCAAGUCCAGGAAUACAUCAUCUGACUCACUGUUUUGAAUCAAACUCUUCAGUUUCUCCAUCAACUUAGCUGGCAGCUCCUGUCCCCAGCAGCAUCAGAGGCCCCAUGAAAAGAGCUCCAGCAGGGGCUCAGCCUGCACGGGUCCCAUGGGGCAGCCUCAGUGUCAGGGCCUGGAUGGCAGGUGAGACUCCAGUGACACAACCACAAUGUGAAAGUGUAAGAGUUUUUAACUACUUACAGAUACUGGAAAGCACAGGGCACACCUGGAGACCACAGACACUGGGGUCAGAGAGCCCAGGCAGGGAGGAGAGAAGGGAACUGUAGGCCAAUGGCUUUAUUGGGUCCAGGGUGUUGUUGACAGGUUUCCAGAAGGGAGCUUUAAUGGGUGUGUUUAAAGCAGGCAAACACUGGGGCAAGAAGAUCACACUGUGACUGAGAGGUGGUCACUUUAAAUUGGAGGGCAAAUGUCACAACUGUUUCAGUUUAAAGGAAGCAGCUGGCGAGAGGGGAGCCCAGCACACUAUGCAAGAGAGAUGCCUCUAAGAUUUUAUCUGUGGCCACCGACUGGAGCCAUUUGGACCGGGUACAGCAGUGGAAACUCUGUGAUGGUGACAAACAUGGGAAUCACUCUGAUGUGACGCAGUUAAAUUUACACCUUAAAAAAUGGAUGCCAAGACAACAUAAACAAGACCCAGGGACACCAACAGGGUAUGGUGCUGUGCCCCAGAGUCAGGGUCCUGGGUUCUUACCCAGGGAAGUGAGAAAUAAAGAUAACUUUUCCCUGCUCCCUCUCUCCUCCCUGACACUGAUCUUCCCACCCUGCACCUCCCUCUUCUGCUCCCAAACCCCCACCCAGUGCUCAGUCCCAGACAUCACUGCCUGCAGGGCAUGCACAGUGCAGCCCACUGCACACAAACUACAAACUCACAGAAGGUGAUGACAAUUUGUGUUUGGGACGUCUGAUUGUGAAAGAGGGAGGACAGCGUACUUGCAGCCACAGAGACUGAAACUGGAAUGUGAUGGAACGGGGCUGGAACGUGAUGGAACUCUGACAUAACAGACGUGUGACUUUGUGUGAAAUGUGCAGAUCCAUGUGGAAUAAAACACAGCCUAGCCUGUG
Pan troglodytes (chimpanzee) is the source of this 1987-nucleotide messenger RNA. RefSeq lists its product as uncharacterized. NCBI's taxonomy places the organism in Eukaryota, Metazoa, Chordata, Mammalia, Primates, Hominidae. Bases 1 to 813 code for a protein of 270 amino acids. The record is from RefSeq and is a predicted model, not a curated record. The transcript has 5 exons.